CCCCUUCCACGUCUGUGCUCUGUGUGUCCUGGUCUGACGCUCAGCUUGCCCGGGUGGGAGGCUGAGGGACUGGCUGGUGAUGGCUGCAGUGGCCGGUGCAGGAGGCGGGGGAACGGAACCGGUGGUUGGGGUCCGCGAGGGGGCUCGGGUGGCGGUGCUGUGUCUUCUCUGGUACUCGGUGAGUUCCGGUGGUAACGUGGUGAACAAGAUUAUCCUAAACGGCUUUCCUUACCCGGUCACGGUAUCCCUAUUCCACAUACUAGCUAUAUGCUGCUUCCUGCCUCCGCUGCUCCGGGCAUGGGGAGUACCGCACACUCAGCUCCCAGCGCGGUAUUACCGCUGGUACAUCAUCCCACUGGCCUUCGGAAAGUACUUUGCAUCUGUCUCAGCUCAUUUCAGCAUUUGGAAGGUGCCCGUGUCGUACGCACACACUGUUAAAGCCACAAUGCCUAUAUGGGUGGUACUGUUGUCCAGGAUAAUAAUGAAGGAGAAGCAGACUACGAAGGUAUAUUUAUCUCUAAUCCCGAUUAUUGGAGGUGUCCUCCUUGCCACUGCGACAGAGCUCUCCUUUGAUAUGUGGGGAUUGAUCAGUGCCUUGGCUGCCACCCUCUGCUUUUCUUUACAGAACAUCUUCUCCAAAAAGGUCCUGAAAGAUUCACGGAUACACCACCUGCGACUUCUGAACCUUUUGGGCUGCCAUGCCAUCUUCUUCAUGAUCCCCACAUGGGUAUUGCUGGACCUCUCUUCGUUCCUUGUAGAGAGUGACCUGAGCUCUAUAUCCCAAGGGCCAUGGACUCUUCUUUUACUGGUGAUCAGUGGUACUUGUAACUUUGCCCAGAACCUCAUAGCUUUCAGCAUCCUUAAUCUGAUCAGCCCCCUGAGUUACUCUGUAGCCAACGCCACCAAGAGGAUUAUGGUCAUCACCGUCUCUCUCAUAAUGCUUCGCAAUCCUGUCACUGGGACCAAUCUCCUGGGAAUGUUGACUGCGAUCUUUGGAGUCUUUCUAUAUAAUAAGGCAAAGUAUGACGCAAAUCAAGAAGCCAAGAAACAGAUGCUCCCUCUAGUGUCUGGAGAACAAGGCAUGGACCAUCAUGUACCACAAGAGAAGCUACAGAAUGGUUUGACUGCCUUUUCCCCAGGAAGGGACUACCAAUAUGGCCGCACAAAUGUGCUGACUGACCACUUUCAGUAUAGCCGGCAAGGCCACCCAACUGCACACAAUCGUUAUGACGUUUGAAGCCUCAAAGCUCUUCUAUCUAUGUACUAAUACUUGCUCCACAUAACCCAUCAAUGCCAACUGCUCUUCUAUUCCAGGCUGCAUUCCCUGUAUAUUCUGGUCACGGCAGAGCAUUGGCUACUGGAAGUGUGGGUCAGCAGUGAGACUAGAACUUAGUGAGGAGACUGUUUCUGUGGAGGAUAAAUUAUUGUAAAAACUGUAGAUCCACAGACCUAUUCCUCCUACCAUUUUAAAGGACAUUUAGACUGGAACACAGGAUGUUUAGUGAUUAACCUUCUGGACAGACCUCACUUAUGUCAGAUUUUCAAAUGGCUGCUGUUAUUUUUUUAUUCUUCACCAGCUUUAUUCCUGCUCCCAGGCAUCUUUUGAGCACUGCAGCAUGUCCCUUAAAGUAAUGACUGAGGAUAUGUAUCAUGUUUAUUUCCGAUUAUGUACAAAGUGAUUAUUCCUGCAGCUCAUCAAAGAAAACAAUUAUUUAUCCUGUAUCUUGUAUAAAGUAGCACAGAAAAUUGUUUUCCAUUACUUCCUGGAGCCCAAGUUAAAAUGAUUGUUAAUAUCAUCUUUUGGGAAGCUGCAAUAUUAUUCGGUGGGGUUAAUUUAAAGAAACAAAGUCAAAAUUAAACGUUCAUGGUUUAGAUAGAGCAUGCAAUUUUAAACAAUAUUACAAUUAACUUCAAAUUUGCUUUGUCCUUGGUAUCCUUUAUUAAAGAGCAGGCUCAGGAGCAGCAAUGCACUACUGGGAGCUAGCUGAAUAAGUCCGGUGAGUCAAUGACAAGAGAUGUUGCCACUAAUCACCAGCUUGCUCCCUAGCUAUGCUCUUUUUAAGAAGGAUACUAAGAGAAUGAAGCUAAUUUGAUAAUAGAAGCAAAGUAAAAAGUUGUUUAAAAUUGUAUGUUUUAUCCAAAUCAUGAGUUUAAUUCUGAGUUAGUCACAUUAAGCUAGAUUGGGUGAUGAGUAUAUUUGUUGGUCAAUUCAAUCGAUUCUAGGCUUCCUCAUGAAGCAAACUACAGGCUGUAUGUUGUAGAUGAGAUCAAAACCCCUAUGCUGAGUUUUAGGGAAAAAUAUAUGUAUUGAAAAAAUAUUAAUGUAGUUUGAGCAGUGAGGAAUUCAAGCUAAGAGUCCACAAAAUGUCAGAUAGGAACAAUUCUCAUUUCUUACUUGUCGCCUACAGUUUCUUCCCAUUCCUGGACAAGUGGCCAUCAGCCACAGCUAGCAGCAUUUGUCUCUUUUGAGCCCAGUUUAUCUGUGUAAUAGUGCAACAUAUAAAUAUCUGUUCAAAUCCAGAUCUUUUUGUUUUGCACUAUUACACAAAUUUAAAUCGGACUCCGACAAGAGCUGAAUGCAGAUAUGCAGCCAUAUUUGGCAUUUGUUCAUAUAAACAAAUGCCGAUUGCACAUGUCUUAAUAGAUCAUUUGAUCUGUCCUAGAACAUAAGGGAAGUCUUUAAAACUAAAAUGAAGUGUGGUCCGUUUAAAUGCAGAGCAAGAAUGUAGUGAUAUUGCUUGUUACCAUGGUAGCUGAACACACCUGUACAGAGAUACUUUGCACCUUUAUACAGAGCUGCACUUUCUUUUAUUUUGCAUAAAAGCAGGCAUUGUUUACAUAACUCCUGUAGCAAAUCUAGCUGUUCUGUAGAAGCUGAGCCAGGACCUUAUGUAAUUUGCUGCAUGAGUUGACUGGGAUGAGUAAGUGUUUGAAUUUUCUAUUUACUGAAUUAUACUGUAUUUCUUUAUUACUCUGUGUCAUAUUUAAGUACUAGGGGAUAUAAAUACUAUGUCUGCUCGGUAUAGGUAGAAGUGUUCAGAGAGCUGCAUAUAAGCCUACAGAUCCUGACCGCAUCAGCUCUGCUUAUGGAUUUUUUUUGUGGAACUAAAAUUCAGGCUAGCAUGCUACAGACAAGUAGCGAUGUGUGUGUUUUUUUUUAAAGAUAAUUUGCUUCUGUCAGUAGAGUGUGUUACUACUGCUAGGGUCUAUCUGCUGUCUGUGGCCCUGACAUACAGGUUCCUGAUAUCACCUUAUUAAACUCUAAUAUACUCUGCUAAUCACCCCCUGGAUCUUGCUAGAACAAACACAAAACUUGUUGGCAAUGUUCCAGUGGCUUAUGUCAAAGCAUUUUGACAUGCACAUGUGCUGUUGUGCACCCUGCUUCAGCAGUUUAGUACUGCUUAAUAUGCAGGCCUUGUGUUCCUCACGUGGUAUGUUCUAUAUUUUGGGGCACUAUGUUGCUAAAGGAAAAUAAAAAUUAAAAAAAAAAAAAGUUCUGUCUAAUGUGUUACAACAUUUAAUAACUAUGUUCAAAUUGGUUCAAUACAUUAAAGUGCUGGUAAACUCUCACCUUUUUUUAAAAUCAGAUCCGGAAUGUUGUUGAUAUUUUAGAAUGAAUUUCAUUCAUCCGUUUUAACAAAGAUGUGCUAUAAUUAGAUUUUUAAUAUAGAUAUGAAAUUCAAAUUCCCCACGUUCCACCACCCACUUCAAAAGUGAGGUAACAGUUUGAAUUGUUCUCCAAUCAGAGCUAUAGCUAUGACAAAAGUGCCAUAUGGGGAGAGAGCUGAUUGGACAACAAUUCAAACUGUUGGCUCACAGAAAGCUUGACUUUUGAAGUGGGCUGCGGAGGGCAGGGAUUUUGAACUGAUGAAAAAAAGCCAUCUAAAAUAUCACUAACAUUCUGGAUCUGAUUUUAAAAAGGGUAGAGUUUACCAUCACUUUAAGUCAAUGACAGAGCAGCAGUGCACUAAUGGGUAACUGCAUCUUAUAAUCCAAGUACAAAUAUGUGUAGCCACCAUUCACCAGCAAGCUCUCAUUUGUGCAUUACUGCUAUUAAGCCUACUUAAAUAUGCUUUCCAGCAAAGGAUAGCAACAGAACAGUCAUUUUAAUAAUAGAAGAAAAUUUAAAGGUCUUUUAAAAUUGCCUGCUCUAUCUGAAUAUGAAAGCUUAAAGGGACACUGAACCCUAUUUUUUUUUAUUUCAUGAUUCAGAUAAAGCAUGCAAUUUUAAGCAACUUUCUAAUUUAAUUUUUAUAAAUUUUUCUUCAUUCUCUUGCUAUCUUUAUUUGAAAUGCAAGAAUGUAAGUUUAGAAGCGGCCCAUUUUUGGUUCACAACCUGGGUUGUCCUUGCUGAUUAGACAGAACCCAAUAAACAAGUGCUGUCCAGAGUACUAAACCAAAAAUUGCAUGGCUCCUUAGCUUAGAUGCCUUCUUUUUCAAAUAAAGAAAGCAAGAGAACGAAGAAAAAUGGAUAGGAGUAAAUUAGAAAGUUGCUUAAAAUUGCAUGCUGUAUCUAAAUCACAAAAGAAAAAAUUUGGGUUUAGUGUCCCUUUUUAAUUUAAUUUUCAGCUCCUUUUAACCCUUUGAGUGCUAAUGACGUCAUGAGCACUCUCCCACCUUGAGGGAGAUCUGGGGACUCCUUACUGCUCCUACCCCGGCGAUCGUGCCUGUAGAGUGCCAGGCAUCGCCGGGGCUUCACGUGGUGCGCGGUGACGUCACGCGCAAUUACGUGAUGACGUCACCGUGCAACUUUAUACUUAACAAUGUUAAGUAUAGGAGGAGGGGGCAUGCUGCUUAGAAGCCUGUAUCUCAGGCAUCUAAGCAGCUACAGACCCCCAAGACCCAUUGUUGGAAAGGUAAUUUCUUAAAGGGACAGUCUACACCAGAAUAAUUGUUUUAAAAGAUAGAUAAUCCCUUUAUUACCCAUUUCCCAGUUUUGCAUAACCAACACAGUUUUAAUAAUAUACUUUUAACCUCUGUGAUUAUCUUGCAUCUAAGCCUCUGCAAACUGCCCCUUUUUCAGUUCUUUUGACAGACUUGCAGUCUAGCCAAUCAGUGCCUGCUCCCAGAUAACUUCUCGUGCACGAGCACAGUGUUAUCUAUAUGAAAUACGUGAACUAACACCCUCUAGUGGUGAAAAACUGUUAAAAUGCAAUUUGAAAGAGGUGGGCUUCAAGGUCUAAGAAAUUAGCAUAUGAGCCUCCUAGGUUAAGCUUUCAACUAAGAAUACCAAGAGAACAAAGCAAAAUUGGUGAUACAAGUAAAUUGGAAAAUUGUUUAAAAUGACAUGCUCUAUCUGAAUCAUGAAAGUUUAUUUUGGCCUAGACUGUCCCUUUAACCUUUCUUUCCAACAGUGUAAGUCUUGGGGGUCUGUAAAAAAAAAAAUAGUUAAAAAAUGUUUAAAAAAAAAUAUUAGAACCCAGGUGGGAAAUGGCUUAGCAGCCAAAGGGUUAAUGGGUCAGAGUCCUGCCUUUUGAAAUGUGAAUAUUUUAUGUAAAAACAAAAUGUACUGCCUUAAUUUUCUGUUUAUUCCUGUAGGACUUACAGCAAGUAUUCUCAUGUAUGAGUGUGUUAGUUUUUAUUUUUGAGUUUGCCGUUUUGCAAACCACAGUUUGCUGUAAGUAGGGAUGGGUGAAUCUUUUGCAGCAUUCGAAAAAUAUAUAUAUAUAUAUUUUUUAUUUUUUUUUAACGCGUUUGUCUUCAAUUUCUAGUUUGUACAACAUUCUAACAUUUGUUUAAUGUAAUAGUAUUUCUAAUGCUUUCUUUAAAUGUAAUAUUCAAAUUAUGCAAUAUUCAAAUUAGAAACAUUCCAACUGAUAUAUUUGUAUCUAUUAUGUAUCAAUUCACUAAAUUCCCUACAACAUGAACUAUUCAACUUUUGAAUAGUAUUUGUUAAAUCGAAUGCUACAUUCGAAAUUUCAAAUGUGGAUAUUUGAUAUGAUGAACAUUCGAACACGAAAGUAACAUUUGAUUGUCGUAUGUUAAUGGAUUUUCAUUACGAACUAAUUACACUUUCAUCACAUUAGCCCAUGGAGCUGUGGUUUUGAACCUGUGGAAGUUAAUUGGCUAAGACUAAUGGAAGGGGGUAUCCCAGGUCUGGAAAGGUCUUUCUCUUCUGAUUUAUCUUAAACUAGGGUGAAAGGGUCUUUCAAACCUCUUGUUUUUCCAAAGGUUUUGUUAUCGUAACAGCAGUAUAUUUGAGGCUUUUCCAACUCAAGAUUGAGAUUCCAUAUUCUGUCAAUUUUGCUUGUCAUGACCCUGUGGGCAUAUCCUGGUUAGACUGUCAGCAGAGGCGUUAACAUUUGAUUACUAGAGUAAUCUGUACAGAGUUCUCUGCUCCUCUGUAGCAUGGAUGUCAAAGUAAGGCGUUUUCUGUAGCCCUAUUCAACAGUAAGGGACAGGAAACCCAAUAUUUUUCUUUCAUGAUUCAGAUAGAGCACGUGAUUUUUAAGCAACUUUCAAAUGUUCUUUUAUCUAAUAUGCUUAGUUCUCUUGGUAUCCUUAGUUGAAAAGCAUACCUAGGUAGACUCGGGAGUAGCAAUGCAUUACUGGGAGCUAGCUGCUGAUUGGUGGCUACACAUAAAUGCCUCUCCAUUUGUUCCCUAAAUAUUUUCAGUUAGUUCCCAGAAGUGCAUUGCUGCUCCUUCAACUAAGUAUAACAAUAGAGUGAAUCAAAUUUAAUAAUAGAAGUAAAUUCAGUCUGUACCAAAGCACACAGAAGGUAUAUACCCCACUAGUUCUUCAAUAUGAUGCCAUUUAUGUGAAGAAAUUUUAUCAACUAUAAAACAUACUUUUUUGUUCUUAAAAAAAACAAGGAUCAAAAGUUUUAGUCUGCUCCUCCCCUAAACAUCAAGCUAACCUCCACAUUGGUUAAACGGACAGUUUUGUUUGACUAUGGCCUAGUUUCCAUUGAUUUUGUAACACUGUAAACUGGUGGUAACAAAAAGAAGUAUCUCCAUUAAAGUAUAUGGAGAUAUUUUAUGUUACCACUAGUUUACAACAGCAAUGGAAACUAGGCCUAUGCUCUUGUGUAAGAGUGAACAUACAGGUUCAGAAUUGAACGUCCGUUAUGUGUAUUUUUAAUAAUUAUGGCUAUAAGAGCAGGUUGAUUUAAUGUGAGUGACAGAAGAGAACUAAAGACAAUUUAUAUAUUAACCCCUUCUGUGAAAGUCAGGGCCACAACAAGUUCCUCCAAUUAAUUUUAAAAAAGAAGCCAUUUUAAGUUUGUUUUUGGUGCUCUCUUAUGGUAUUCCUAGACCGUUUUUUUUUUUAGUAUGCUUCAUAGCACUUUUGUACAUCUGUGCGUCUAUCCUGGCAGUGUGUGUAUAAGUAAAACUGUAUGUUAACAACAAGGAAAUACUUGGAUAUAUUCACUUAUACAAAAAGUCAGAAUUUUGGAGACCUAGAUAAGAUGUGGUAGUCUGGCCAGUAGGCACGCACAGUAUUAGCACAACCACAUUUCAUGUAGGCCUUUAGUUUUUAAAUUUACAAUACUUUACCCUAUUGAAUAGAGAUGGAUGUUUCGGAUAGAUAGGUUUUUUUUUUUGGUUUUUUUAUCCACUAUUGUGAAUGUGAAAAUUAUUUUUACAUUAUGUAGUGUCAAUUUUUUUUUUAUUUGUGCUGCAACCUUUUGAUAAAAGUGCACGCACAGUAGUAGGCAGAAUAACAGGGUAAAUAGUUUAUCUAUUAAUAGUGUAAAGAACACAAACUACAAGGAAUUAGGUUUACCGGUUUCCAAAGGAAACAUAAUUUUAAUGAUAAAUGGGUUUAGACAAUGUAAUAAAAAAAGAAUGAUUUUAGUAGGGGACUCCUUUCAUUUUAGUAGUACAACAUGCACUUGAAUGAUCUUUAGUAUAUUGUUUAUUGAAUACAUGUGAACAAAUUAAGGAUUUAUAUUGUAGCAAUUAUUUCAAUGUUGAACAUUAACCUAUAUUUCAUGCCCUUAUCUAAGUGUGAUUUGUUGAAGGUCAUACAGAAUGGAUUGUACCAUUUUGUUAUACGGUUUACACUUCACAAACCAAUAGUGUAUUUCCUCAUUUUUGUGGCCUUUAUUAGAAUUCAUACGAUGAAUAUUGCAUUUUAUUCUGUAUUUAAAUUAAAGGCCAGUAACUUGCAUACAAUAAACUGUGUGAAUUACCAAAGCAGCCAAACGUUAAUGUAUGUUUUCAUUAAAAACAGACUGUAAGCGAAUGAGGAUGAGGGUAACUAUUAUGUUAAUCAGCAUGGAACCAUAAGCAUGCUAAGUUAUUUUUAUUUUUUUAAAGCAACAUCGAGGGCCAUUUUUUAAAAUUCUAAUUCAUAUGAAAGACUAUAAAUUGGAUGUUUUAGAUUCAUGGUACACGGGCGCAACUCCUUAAAGGGACAGUAAUGCGAAAAUUAAGCAUUCAUGAUUCUGAUAGAACAUGUAAUUUUAAACCACUUUUUCAAAUGUAAUUUGAUCAAAUUUGCUUUGUUCUUUUAUCAUCCUUUAUUGAAGAGUAAACCUAGAUAGGCUGAUAGGUGCGUGCACAUUUCUUUAGCAAUCUGACCUCAGUAUUUGCAAAGUUGUUUUAUUGUAGUGUUUUACAAACACAGCUGCCAUAUGUUAGACAGGUGCACACUCCUAUGCUCACCUAGGAUUACCCUUUAACAAAGGAUACCAAGAGAACUAAGCAAGAUUGAUAGAAGUGCAAGAAUUCACAGAAUAUAUGCAUUUGUGAAUGGCUGAUGGCUGUCACAUGAUACAGUAGGAGUGGAAAUAGACAUAACUUGAAAAUUUGUCGGAAAAAAAAAUCUACUACUCAUUUGAAGUUCAUACAAAGUGCUAUUGCAUUGUCUUAUCAUGCAUUUGUUGUUUAUACAAAUCUUCUGUACUUACUGGUCCUUUAGUUUAAUUUUGACUCUACUGUCCCUUUUUAAAGCUAGAAUAAAAAAGGUGAGCAUAUUAUGCAUUAGUAUUUAUUUUCAGAUGCCGUCUGUGUAGCAAAAGCAAAUCCGAUUUUCACUGUGUUAGUGUAUCAUGUUCUGUGAGUUAAUAGUGUGUAUUUAUUCAUUGUUUACCACACUCAUUAAAACUAGGUCAUAAGUACUGAUGUACUGUAGAAACGUAAAGCAGCAGCACUAAAUUUCAAAUAACCUUAUUAUUACUCACCAAUGCAACUCAUUAUACAUAUUGUAAGUUGCUUCUGCUUGAAUAUAAUUUUGCUUUGUUUCCAACUACAAGACCAAUAAUUAAGAAUGUGUACAAGUUUCUUGGAUCAAUAGCCAUGAUUUAUAAUUAUAAUAUGCAGAAUAUCAAUAAAGUUACAAAUCCUAAUGCAUACUAGAGUGUAAAAAAACAACUAAUAGAACAACAAUAUAGAGAUACUGCCCCAAAGACACAUUUCUUUGAGCAUUAUAAAUGAAUAUAACUUUAGCAGCAAUUUUUUUUUGGUGAGAAUUUUAUUUUUAUAGUGUGUUUUGUUUUUUUUCAUAAAAAAAAAAUAUUUUCUAAUGUUCUCCUUAAGCUGCACAUAAUACAAGUUUGAUCUUGAAAAUGCAAUUCUUGUGCCAUCUAGUGUUAGUAAAAGGCAUUAUAAUAAACCACAGGUUCAUCAGACGAUAACUUUUUUUUUUUAAAUGGUCUGACCAUGGGCUCUAGUAGCAAAAUCCUAGUGGGGGACAAGCACCAAUACAUUUAAGUACUCUAAAUAAAUCUUGAUGGUGAUGACAAAAGGCUAAGCCCAAAUCUAAACUUGUUUGAAUAUAAUAAUUUGUAUGAUUUUAUUUCAAUUUUAGUUUUUUUAAUUACAUUUAAAAAUUCUUGAUAAAAUAAUGAAAAACAAUCAAUGUCGUGCUCUUUGGCUAGUUUACGGCAGCAGGCUUAUCAUGUAGGUAUCUUAUGCAUGCUGUCCCACAAUAUCCCACCCUUGUCAGAUCUUCCAGUUUGUCCAAUGAAAACACUGGCUUUAUAUGUAGGAUGAUCCUAUUUAUUGGCAAUGUAUAUAUGCAAAAGCACUAGUGUGUGUAUAUAUGAUCAUUAAGUGUGUCAUGCAAUAGAAAUUUAACAUUUAAAGUGUUUGCAUACAAAAUUUCAAUCUGGUACUGUGUAAAAUAAAUCACUUUUUUUAUGUGUUUUCAUUGAGGGAAAGUUUUUUUUGUUUUUUUUUUGUACUGUGAAAUUUGUUUAUUUGCUUGUAUUUUGGGUCAUGUCCUUUAAAUAAUGGGGGUAAAAUAAAAAAAAAAAGGAAUACUGUA
This is a messenger RNA of Bombina bombina (fire-bellied toad), 10215 nucleotides long. It is a transcript of the gene SLC35E1, whose product is annotated as solute carrier family 35 member E1. NCBI's taxonomy places the organism in Eukaryota, Metazoa, Chordata, Amphibia, Anura, Bombinatoridae. The coding region runs from base 80 to 1237 and encodes 385 amino acids. Gene Ontology annotation, cellular component: Golgi apparatus. Gene Ontology annotation, molecular function: antiporter activity. The transcript is spliced from 6 exons. The record is from RefSeq and is a predicted model, not a curated record.